Molecule: messenger RNA, 1347 nt
Organism: Trematomus bernacchii (emerald rockcod)
Lineage: Eukaryota; Metazoa; Chordata; Actinopteri; Perciformes; Nototheniidae
Gene: ankrd9
Product: ankyrin repeat domain 9
Exons: 2
Coding region: 225-1058 (277 amino acids)
Source: RefSeq, a predicted model, not a curated record
UGUGUUAAUGUCUCCUCAGGUGUGUGUUAAUGUCUCCUCAGGUGUGUUUAUGUCUCCUCAGGUGUGUUAAUGUCUCAGGUGUGUGUUAAUGUCUCCUCAGGUGUGUUAAUGUCUCCUCAUGUGUGUUAAUGUCUCCUCAGGUGUGUGUUAAUGUCUCCUCAGGUGUGUUUAUGUCUCCUCAGGUGACCUUCUGUCUGUAACACCCCCCCCCCCCAGGUGUGACCAUGCCCUGGCUUGUCUCCUCUCAGCUGGACUUCCUGUCCUCGUCUCCGUCUCAGCGUGAAUGUGAACGGACGUCCUUCUCGUUCUACUGCUCGGUGCGGGACCUGCUGCCGGUGUGGCUGCUGGAGGAGCAACGCAGCAUGGAGACGUUCAGCUGGGAGGACGGGCCUCGAGGCUUCCUCCCUGCAGAGGCUCUGCUGUACGCUGUGGUUCACGACCACCAGGACUACGCCUCCUUUUUGCUGCAUCACUUCUCCGUCAGCGCGCUCAGAGCGCCGCCCUGCAGCUUCUGCUGCUGCAGCGGGGGGGCGCCGCACCUGAGCGUGGCCGUGCGCUACGACCGGCUGCACAUCCUGGCUCUGAUGCUGGAAGCUCUGAAGGACUGCAGCGAGAGGCGGGACUUCCUGGACGGCUGCGCCGGCUGCUCGCAUUCUGCGGACGCAGGGAAGAGUGCGGUGCAGCUGGCGGUGGAGCUGUCUCGCUCCGACUGCCUGCUGCUGCUGCUGAGUCACGGUGCUGCGCCCGCAGGCCUGGAGGCCGCGCUGCAGCGCCUCAGCAGCGCCUCAGAGCUCAGCUCCUGCGAAGCCUCAGAGCUCAGGCAGGCGCAGCGCUGCAUGGACUUCCUGCUGCUCUUCCUCCCCUCGCCCCCCCCGCUCUGCUGCCUUCAGGACGAGCCGCAGCGCUGGCAAUGCCUUCUGGGAAACGAAGUCUUCAGGUGGCUGUCUGGCCUGGCUCCGCCCCCCCUCUUGCUGCAGGCCCUCAGGUGUUUGGCCCGGUCCGGCCCGGGUCAGAUCAGCGCGCUGCCUGACUUCCUGCAGCGGCACAGCUGGCAGUGAGGUCAUCGUCACCAUGGAAACGGUGUGCUUAUGAUGUAAAUAAAUGUAAAUAAAGACUGAAACACGGAAGGAUACCCGGCGGGCUUCAGGACCCUGAGGAGACUGAAUGAUUGGCUCUUCCCUCUGAUGGACCGUUAGAUGGAGACAUCUAUAUUAAAGGACACCUAUCAUGCUAUAUUUGAACAAUAUAUUGUAGGGCCAUACCUAUAUAAAGUAUAUAAAUAUAGUUUUAUUUUCAAAAUACCAAACAGAUCCUGCAUUUUAGCCAUGCCUCAUUUCGCUCCAUUUU